Molecule: messenger RNA, 1284 nt
Organism: Sphenostylis stenocarpa
Lineage: Eukaryota; Viridiplantae; Streptophyta; Magnoliopsida; Fabales; Fabaceae
Source: the annotation of a GenBank genome assembly
AUGGCUGGAACAUCAUGGUUGGUGGACAAAAGUAGAAUUGCGACCAAAAUAAAAUGUGCAUCAGGAACGUGUGAUCCUGGAAAGGUUAUAUGGAAAAGCAAUCCUACCAAGCCUUGCCCAAAUUGUCAUCAUGAUAUUGACAACAGUGAUGUAGCACAAGAGUGGCCCGGCUUACCGAAAGGUGUCAAAUUUGAUCCAUCUGAUCAAGAGAUAAUGUGGCACUUGCUUGCAAAAGUUGGGAUAGGAGAUUCGAAACCUCAUCCUUUCAUUGAUGAAUUUAUUACUACUCUUGAAGUGGAGGAUGGAAUUUGCUAUACUCAUCCUCAAAAUUUACCUGGUGUUAAGCAAGAUGGAAGUGCUUCCCACUUCUUCCAUAGAGCAAUCAAGGCUUACAACACCGGUUCCCGAAAGCGCCGAAAAAUACUAGGUCAAGAUUUUGGUGAUGUCCGCUGGCACAAGACUGGAAGAACUAAACCAGUUGUCUUGAAUGGGGCUCAAAAAGGCUGUAAAAAGAUUAUGGUUCUGUAUGUGAGCAAUGUAAGAGGAGGAAAAGCUGAAAAGACUAAUUGGGUUAUGCAUCAGUAUCACCUAGGAAUAGAAGAGGAUGAAAAGGAUGGGGAGUACAUUAUCUCGAAAGUGUUUUACCAGCAGCAGCAAGUCAAAUUGGGUGAUAAAGAUGACCAAGAUGUUCCUGAAGCCACUGAAAUCACUGAAUCAACAAUUGUGAAGGUGGAUCCAGUCACUCCCAAAUUGGUGACUCCUGAGCCUCCUUGCCACGAAAGGCAGUGUGCAGAUCUAGACCUAGGACAAGAAACACAUAACAUUCCACAGCUACCUCAGAUGGAUUGUUUACAUGAAAUUCAAGCUGAUUGCCAAGAACUUCCAACUGAACCAUCCAUGGUAGAAUCUCAAAAUGAUGAAGGGAUAGAUAAUAAAGAAAGUAAUGCUGAGGAAGGUCAAAAAUGGUGGGACAGUGAGUCACAGAAUCUGUUGGAUUCACAACAACUGGUUGAAGCCCUGUCUCUGUGUGACGAUCUCGUCCAAAGCCAGUCUCCAAGUAGAGAUGGAAAAGAGGAAGGUCAUAGGAACCAACCUGGUCUUUCUAUUUAUGCUCAGCUAGGACCAGAAUAUCUGAAGAAGGAUAUUGAAGAGUGUCAAAAUCUUGUCCUUGAUCCUGCAAAUAUAGAGAAUGAUAUCUCUCCAGAGUUUCGAUUAAGUCAGCUGGAAUUUGGUUCACAGGACAGCUUUAUUUCCUGGGGAUACAGCAACAAGGCAGAGAACUAA